Physcomitrium patens is the source of this 7648-nucleotide messenger RNA. RefSeq names its product protein SWEETIE. The record is from RefSeq and is a predicted model, not a curated record. Lineage: Eukaryota; Viridiplantae; Streptophyta; Bryopsida; Funariales; Funariaceae. Gene Ontology annotation, biological process: carbohydrate metabolic process.
CUCGCUCUAUUCGGGCAGAGUCCUUUGUGAAGUUGGGCUUUGGUUAGAUCUGUGCUUGACUGCUUCCAUAUUGGUAUCGUUUGGAUGGUAUGAAGGAAAUCUGGGACUGAAGAUCUCGGGAAGUAGUUUCUGGCAUUGAGAGCGCCGGGUAGUGCAUCGACCUUCGCCAUGUUUGGUUGAGAAGGAGCUAUUGGUUGUGAUUCGCGGAAGGAGAUUUGAGCUGGGUUGGUGUGUUUCGGUGUCAGGGGAGGAAGGAGAAGAAAAAUGGCAGAUGGUGGGGGAUUGUCGGAGCUGGGGGUCCUGGUAGCACAGCUAGAGUCUGUGGUGCAUUCGGGCUCCCAGAAGCCGCUGCAACCUCUGAUGUGCUUCGAUCUUCUGUCCGAUCUUUUGUCCACGCUCGACAGAGAGUCCAAGGAUAAUUUGUUGCCCGUUCAAAGAAAAGGAGAAGAUGCUCUACAAAAUUUGCUACUGUUAGGGAUUCGCCCACCAGUACGACGCCUGGCUUCUGCAGCUAUGAUUAAGUUCAUAGAGUUGGGGGAUAGUAUUUCCAUCUACUCAAGAGCUAGUAGCUUGCAGGGGUGGUUAUCUGAUAAAGCGGAUGUUCGAAAGUCUGACCCUGCGUCUUGUAUUGGUGCGGCUCAAUGCCUCGGGGCCUUAUAUAAAGCUUUUGGCGACAGGAUUACGUCGGGACUCGUGGAAACCAGUAGUAUUGUUGGGAAGCUGUUAAAAGCCUCAGAGGUCAGGAUUAGACAAGCAGGGUUGCAAUUACUUCAGGAUGCUUUAGAGGGAUCCGGGGGUGGAGGACCCUUUGCGGCAUAUGUAGAAGCCAUUCGUAUGAUUUUUAAAGUUGGAUUAAAUGACAAGUCGGCAGCUGUCAGAGCUGCUGCAGCUGGGUGCCUCCGCGCAGUUGCCAUGACUGGUGGGCCUGGUGUAGGAUCUGGUGGACUUGAACCUUGUAUCAACCUUUGCUUGAAGGGGCUGGAAGACGUCUUUCAAUGUGUUCGAGAUGGUUAUGCUGCUGCUUUAGGAGCUUUGCUUGCUCUCGGCUUAAAUCCAGCAGUGCAGGUUCAACCAAAAGGGAAGGGGCCAUCGGCUCCCCCAAAAGCCCUAGAAGGAGUUUUGCAGAAACAUCUAAUCAUCCCUUUUUUGCGUGCGUCAGGCCCUCGUUCUAAAGAUAUCCGCUUCGGUCUUACUAUGGCCUGGGUAUCCUUUUUGCAGGGCAUGAAUCUAACCUACGGUCAUAACGACAUGGAACUUGCACAUCUAGGGAUGGAGGCCGUUAGUAUGCUUACAUCCAGUCUAGAUGCACAUGCAUUGGCCUGUGUACAAUAUAUACUACGAGUGGGGGUUGCGGAACAAAUGGGUGAACCAGCACAGAAGGAAUUCACUUUCUUGCUUACGAAAGAGCUUUCUGGACCAGACAACAGUUCACCACGGCUGAUUGCUAUCUUAAGGACAAUUGCAUAUCUUCUGGUUACACUUGGAGAGGUCUCAUUAGCAUGUAGAGAAGCACUUGACAAUUCGCUGGUGGAGACGCUUUCUAAUCCCUCCAUUGCCGUUCGAGUGGAAGCGGCUCUAACUCUUCGUGCUCUUGCCGAAGUGGAUCCGACCUGUGCCAAUAACCUGCUGUCCUGUGGCGUCACCACUCUCCGCGCUAUACGAGAAAUUGUGGUUGUUGAGAAGGGUGAGAGGUUGAGGGUUGAGCUGGACUCACUACAUGGACAAGCAGCCAUGUUAGCUGCACUGCUUGCUGUAUGUCCAAGAUUACCACUUGGAGUGCCUUUCAGGCUACCUUCAGCAAUCCUUGAGGUUGCCAAAAAGAUGGUUUCGCAGCAAAGUGCCAAGUCUUUAUCAGCACCUGCAGAAAAAGAGGCUGGCUGGAUGUUGAUUGGGGCGUUAGUAUCGUCCAUGCCCAAACAGGAACUAGAAGAGCAAGAGUGGGAAUUGAUUGCACUAUGGGCUACUGAAUUUGGAGGGAAUCAUCGUGAUCAGCUAAAUCAAGCUGAGAGAAACCUUCCUGCGCACUUGCGUUCCUGGUCUGCAGCAGCCGAAGCAUUAACAGCGUUUGUGAAGAGCUACGUAGUGCCCAGCUCUGCAGUGAAUGAUAAAGAGUUUCUUUUGCAACCCAUUAUCGCCUAUUUAUCUAGUGCGCUGAAAUACUUGGCCUUCCCAGCCUUGCAGCAGGCACCGUUGACUUUGAAGUCUGCCAUUGAUUUGUUUACUAUUAGGAUUCUUAGAGCUUAUCAAGCUCUUCCAGAUCCACUUGUAUAUAGAGAUGACCAUGUUGAGCUUUUGGGAAUCUGCUCUUUGCCUUUCAGGGAGCCUGAGAAAUAUGGAGCCAGUUCGUGUUUGAGGCAGCUGUUGGAUACUGGUGACGCUUCUCUUGGACCUUGGGUACCUGGCAGGGAUUUUUUUGAGGACGAGUUGCGCGCAUUCGAGGGCGCUGCAGAUGGAUUUUCUCCAUGUGUUUGGGACAUUGAAGUACCGGCUUUUGCACAACCGCUUCCACUGGCUACAUUACUUGUCAAUGACAUGCUGCUCUGCUUUGGUAACGUUUUUGCAGCCCAGGGAGUGGAAUUCCUUUCGCAGCCUGUGAAGAACAAGUUACAGCUGCUGGACUUAAUGGGGAAUAGAACCGCUGGAAAGAAACAAGGAUGGAAAGCUUCUUUUACAACCAACGUGUGUGUUGCUCUGUUAGGAGGCUUAAAGGCAUCUUUGGGUGUGCGAGGUCAAGGAGUAGAUGCUGAGGCAUUGCGGCAGGUUCAAGAAAUUCUAUUGGGAAUUCUGGCAGACGACAGCAUUUCCUCUGCCGAGCGCCGCGCCGCUUCUGAGAGUUUGGGUGUAUUGGCACGUCUGGGCAGUGAUAGUUAUGCAGCCCGCUUGGCACGAUUGUUACUAACGAAUGCAAUUAGUGCUCAGACUGCAACUCAGAAAGGUUCACUAGCACUUGCGUUAGGGUGUAUUCACAGGAGUGUUGGUGGAAUGGCCCUCUCUGCUCUGGUUCCUUCAACCGUGCAAGUCUUGUGUGCCUUAGCCAAGGAUCCCACAGAUGCUCUGCAUAUAUGGUCCCUUCAUGGCCUUUGGCUUACUGCAGAAGCUGCUGGCUUGUCAUAUGUUCCGCAUGUCCAGGCGACGCUGUCAGUCGUGAUGGAACUCCUUCUCUCUGACGAGCAUGCAUCACCGGAGCUAGGACAAAGCGUUGGCCGCCUCAUUAAUGCAAUUGUGGCUGUGCUUGGACCCGAGCUAUCACCUAUCAGUUCAUUCUUCAUGCGAUGCAAGUCUGUAGUUGCUGAAAUAAACACUGGAGAAAUGCCGGCAGCAUUACUAGAGUGUGUGAGGUUCACGCAGCAAUUGGCACUUUUUGCGCCACAAGCUGUAUCUGUUAGUUCGCAUGUGCAGACGCUUCGCCCUACAUUAUCAUCUAGACAACCAACUCUUCGGCAAGCUGCGGUUGCUACCCUCAGGCAUCUUGUAGAACGAGAUUCAGUUUCUUUAGUAGAAGAACAUAUCGAGGAAGAUCUCUUCGCAAUGCUGGAUUCGGAAACUGAUGAAAGAAUUAUUCGGAGCGUACGCCAAACGUUACAGAGAUUACUGGAGGCUGCUUGUCCUUCUUUUCCGUCACGGUGGUUACAUUUAUGUCGCAAUGUGGUACUAGCAACUGCAGCUACCAAGCAUGCAGCAUCUGGGUUCCUGGAGUAUGAGGCAUCUACUAGCGGUCGCUUAGAUAUCACUCCUUUGGAUGACAUGCCCAUGGGUGAAGAUGAUGAAGGUAUGAUAGUGAACAAUGCGGCUGGGAAAGAGACGAAGAAAAGUGAAAGCAAAGGGGUGGAAGCAAACUUGCCGCGCUACAAAACUCGUCUCUUCGCUGCAGAGUGUUUGAGCCGGCUACCGAUUGCUGUUGGAGGGAAUCCUGCUCAUUUUGAUCUCGUGAUUGCCAAAGAGCAAACGGGUGGACAUUGGCUGGUUCUCCACCUUGGGGAGUUGGUUGCUCUAGCCUAUCAAGUUGCCACUGGAAGUCUAGAGAGUGUAAGGCCAAUGGGUGUAGAGCUGUUGGAUACCAUUCUUGAUAAGUUUGGAAAAACUGCCGAUCCCGAAUUUGAGGGACACCUUCUGCUCGAACAGUACCAGGCACAACUGGUGUCAGCUGUCCGUACCGCUCUUGAACCUUCUGCUGGUCCACUUCUUAUGUCUGUGGGAUCAAGACUGGCUGCUAGGAUAAUUACCAGUGGAGUUGCUGGCGGAGACCGGGGUGUUCUGCAGCGUGUGGUUGCUCUGAUCUCUCGGCCAUUGGCCAAAUGGGCUGAUCUUCGGAUACCAUCCUAUGCAGAGUGGGUUGGGUGUAAGUUACAAGUGAGUAUAUUAGGAGCUCAUGCCGCUGUGAAGACAUAUGCAUUUGCAUGCUCCAAAGAAGGCCCCCCAAAAGCUCCUGAUAGCUUUGUACUCCUUCCUCUCUUGGCUCCUCACACGCAAUUGCUUGGUCGGUGCUGGAUUGGGUUACUAAGGGAUUACAUAUCAAUUCGUACGCAGUGGGCUACCAAGAUGCAGCCUCGCUAUGAACCCUUCUUGGAUGGAGUUCAAUUGGCUGCAGUUGCAGAAGUGGUACUCCCUCAUCUGGCAGAGUGCUGGCCAGUGGUUCUAGAAGCUGUAACCAUAGAUGUUGCUCCUGUAUCACAAGGUGAUGAAAAGGCUCCUCCAGUUACGGGUAUAGAAAUCAACGGUGAUGAAUUCAAGCAAGUGUGGGCAUUAGCAAUCCUAAUCAUAUCAGCCGACGAACGUCAGGGUCCGAAUUUGGGACGCUCCAUCACCAGUUUUCCCUCAUUUAAUCGACGCAUUCUCAGCAGUAGUCCAACUUCAAACCAUCAGUUAGUUGCACUAAGCGCACUUGGAGCUUUAUGUGCAAAGGGCUUCUACAGGCCUGGCAUGCUCUCUGUUGAACUUUGCCAGGAGCUUUUGCAGUUACUGCUGGCCCCUCGGCUUAAUAACUAUCCUUGGGUCCCUGGUGCAAUUGUGUACAUCGUGGAACAGAUUAUCAAUUCAUCGCCUGACGUGUAUAUGGAGGAAAAAUCCCUAGUGCUAAAAGUUGCGGAGUUGUGUCUUGGUUAUAUGCAUCAACUUCAAGAGAGUAAUUCAAAUCAAAUGUGGAAUAGCUCUGAAACCGAUGCACUAGUCUGCUUUGCCCUACGAGCUGCUUCAAGUCUGACUUGUCGUUUAAGCGAAGAGUGUCAACAAUUAUUGCUGCCUCAGUUCCUUUCGGCUGGCAUCAAAGUCUUGAGUGAGGCUUCAGGCAAUUCUGCUUCUGCUUCUGUCACUUUCAUUACAACUGUCACCAACGCUACUUCGAAGUUCUCAGAAGAUGCAGGUUCCAGUGGCGGGUUUGGGAAAGAAGAGCGAGCUUCUGUGCUAGCAUCUUCUGUAGAGAGCUUGGCACGGGUUUUUGAGACUAACGUGACCAUUGCAAGCAAGAUUGAUGAUCAAGUUUUAUCUAAGCGUGUUCUUCUGGUUCUUGGAGUUAUGGUAGCCAUGGCCAAAUCUGUUCCUGAUGUUGCAGAAUUCAAGCAGGGGUCGCAAGCUCGUUGUUUAUCCUGUCUUCAGUCUUCUCUUUCAAUUACUCAUCCGACCAUUCAGUUGGCUGGUCUUCAAACCCUGAGGACUGUGGCACAAGCAGGGUCAGCUGAGCAUCCCAGGGGAGAAAAGUUUGCAUGGGCGCUGCUCCUCUUGCACAAGUUGUCUUCUGAUGUCAUUGCAGUCAUCUACAAGGAAAGCAAGGAUACUAUGACCUCUGCAGCAGCAGGCUUAGUUGGGGAAGCUUUGAAGUUGCUCGUAUUGCUCCACUCAUUGGUAGAUGGCGAGGAGGCUCAAUUGGAAGUCUUGCAUGUUUUACUUCCAGCCAUAAUAGCUGCUGCCUCUGUUGAUGGGAAGGAAAAUCAGGCAGCUCUUGCUUUGAUAAAUGCUGCAGUGAAGCUUGUCACGCACUUAGCUUCAGUACCAUCUACAGCCACGCAAUUUCGCAAAGUGCUCCUUGACAUGCCGGCAGAGUCUCGUCAACAGCUUCAGUCUAUCAUUCGAGCAUCAAUGGCACAGCAUGAUAGUGCAAAUCCGUCGUUUCCUACAGCCCUCCCACCUGCAUCCAUACCAAAGCCUGUUCUGCCGCCACCUUCCUCUGGGUUUCUUCCUCCUCCUCCAGCGUCAGCCCAGUUUAUUGUUCGGACAAGCUCAACCGCUUUAACUUCCCAGGCAUCCCUCGAUUUUGAUGAUGAUGACGAAGUCGACGACGACUGGGAUGACUUUCAGGCACAUGAAGGUAAUGAGGAAAGUCCUGCCGAUUCUUCAAUGCAACCUGUAGAAGAUCAAACAGAGAGAGAAGCAAGUGAACCACAGGCGAGCUCUCCUCAUCCCUCUACUUCCACUUCAACAGACCUUGUUGACGAAGAUGUGAAGGAAGCAAUGCCAGCACAGAAAACUGGAGAUGAUACUGCAGACAGUUUAGUCGAUUCAGCAAACAGGACGGUAGAAAAAGAGAAGUUGGAAGAAGAUUCUUCAGUCUCUUCUCUUUCUAAUUCGGUUGCAUCUCCAUCUACAUCUAGAGUGCCGGAGACGUUCCCGUCAGAAUUUGAAGACGAAGAUGACAUGUGGGACUCUUUCGAGAGUGCGCCUGUUAUUCAAUCCGGCGCCGAAGAAACUUCUGCCGUUUCUCUCCACAAACAUGACGACGAUGAUAUUUGGGAUAGCUCUUUGCCAGGCGAAGCUGAAAAGUCCCAGAGGGAUGUUGAGCCACUAGUACAUCUACACGGAUCAAAUUCUCUUGAGGGACAUGGACUGGAUGUUGAAGGUGACAAUGUGGAAGGAUCCGCGAACCUGAAAGAAGGCCUGGCUAGUCUUGCUGCUGAUGGUGAGGUCACUUCUGGACAUGCUGACGCCGAUGUAGAGAAGGAUUCUGGUGCUGAUAGCGGUGAUGUAUUUGAGGAAGCUGUGGAAGAAAUCCAUACAAAUUCAAGCAUGCAUGAUAUCAGUGACCCUGCGGAGACUCCAGAGGUAUCAUCAGGAACUGAUUUGCACAAACAAGACGUCGAUCAUGGUGGUUUGAUUACAUUGGCUGGUGCAGAGUCCGAAGGAAGGCCUCUGGAGCAUAACUACAGCGAAAAUGGUCAUGUCGUGAAGGUUGCUAUCAAUGUCACUGCUGUCCAGAAAGAUGAAUUGGUUGACGGCGACGAAUUGGAGAGAGUUGAAAAUCUGCAGUCUUCGGAGGCAGCUACCACCUGAUCCUCGCAUCUGUACAAUUUUUCAGCUCCCGACUCUUUGUAUUCAUCGCAAAUGGAGUGCACAGUUUUAGUUAAGGAAUUCAAAAAUUAGGGGUUAUUAUCAAGGACAGUACUAUCAGGAAGAGAGUUAGACAUCUGGUUCUCGUCGUGUUGUGAGUGGUUUGCACAUAUUAAUUUGUAUGUAACGUCGCAGGCAUUGUAACGUCAUUGGCAACUUAUUAACAUUAGUAUUGUUCAGUUGGGUACGCAUUAUAGCUUCCAUGACUGACGUCAUGAUCUUAUAUGUUACCUUUCUGCAGAGAUUCCUGCACGAUGGAAUCCAAAUUCGGAUUCAAACAUACAUGUAUCAAGUUUGAUUGUAGUUGCUCACGUAAAUCACCUUUAAAAUA